Molecule: messenger RNA, 1318 nt
Organism: Gekko japonicus
Lineage: Eukaryota; Metazoa; Chordata; Lepidosauria; Squamata; Gekkonidae
Gene: OVOL2
Product: ovo like zinc finger 2
Exons: 2
Coding region: 81-506 (141 amino acids)
Biological process (GO): epidermal cell differentiation; regulation of transcription by RNA polymerase II
Cellular component (GO): nucleus
Molecular function (GO): RNA polymerase II cis-regulatory region sequence-specific DNA binding; DNA-binding transcription factor activity, RNA polymerase II-specific
Source: RefSeq, a predicted model, not a curated record
CGCAGUUCACCACUGGCAUCUGUGGCAAUGCCUCCGUGCACAAUUGUGAGUUAUGCGGGAAGGGAUUUCGCUUGCAGCGCAUGCUCAACCGCCAUGUAAAGUGCCACAGCCAAGUGAAGAGGCACCUGUGCACCUUCUGUGGGAAAGGAUUCAAUGACACUUUCGAUCUGAAGAGACACGUAAGGACCCAUACAGGAAUCCGCCCGUACAAAUGUGAGAUCUGCGGCAAAGCUUUUACCCAGCGCUGCUCCCUGGAGUCGCACCUUAAAAAGAUCCACGGGGUACAGCAGCAAUAUGCCUACAAGCAACGGAGAGACAAACUCUAUGUGUGUGAAGACUGUGGCUACACGGGCCCAACUCAGGAGGACUUGUACGUGCACAUCGGCGGCGUCCACCCUGAAAGCACUUUCCUGAAGAAAACUUCAAAAAAACUGGCAGCUGUUUUGCAAAACAAAGGGACCUCUCCAAUGGAGACAAACCCAACAGAGAACAGGGUGGAGCAGUGAUACUGCGUGGGAUUCUAUCGUCGCCAAAGACACUGAAAUGUACAUGUGUAAGAGUUAGGGUUGGCAGGGUCUGAAGAGCGAUUUCAGGGUGGCUGCCUCCGCCUGAGAGUUUCCAGAAGAAAGAUUAAAAGCUCAAGAGGAGGGGCGGGGCCAUUGCCUGCUGGGCCCGAGGGCUUUGGAUUCACUCUGCCCGUCUGCUGCAGUCUGCUAGGCGCCUUCCUCUCCAAGGCACGAGGCACAGCCGGGGGCUGCCCUGGACUACCCCCAUGCUGCCUUCUGCCUUCCCCAGGUGGCACUGGGCUCCCUGCCCUCUCUGAAAAGCCCCACCCCUCAGCUCCCAGGUCCUCCCUCCUGAGUCUCACGCAACCAGGCAAACCUUUUCAGGACAGACCCCCCAAAGGAAGCUACUGCUGCCGCCCACAGUUACGUGAUAUGACUGCCUGCGGGGUUUCUGAAGAAUUAGACCUAUCCGUUAGAUGCAUUUGUAAAAAAAGAAUAAGGAACAGACACGAUGAAUCAUCAUGUGACAGUUCUCUCUAUACAACCUGAAUACUGUACGAUCCCUUCAGUCCCACAAGCGCAUUUGCUAACGCCGUACUGAUGGUUUUAAGUAUUUAACAGAUAAUUUUAUGCAAUUGGGAUGUUGGUAAUGGGCCUUGAAUGAACACGAAUUAAAAUGAAGCUUGUUUGUAAAGUACAGCGCAACUGUCUUCCGUAGCAAAAACUAUUUUGAAAAAAUGUUCCAAGAUACCCCAUUUAGGAAUGAAAUGGCAAAACCUUUAGGAGGCAGGCCCCAGGGGGACAAAGAACUC